AUGGAAAAAUUAUUAUUGUGUUGUAAAAUAAACUAUCAUUGUUCAAUUUUUUUCAAAGAUUAUUACACAAAUUACAAUGAUAAUAGCGAUUCUUCAGACGAUGUUGGAUACAAUGGAAAUAGGGAAGGUCAUGAAUAUAAUAAUUCAAAAGCUACCAAAUAUGAUCAAGUCUACGAAGAACAAUCAUAUUCAACCGAUUUAGAUGAUGAUGAAAAUGAAGCUCAACAACUAUUCAAUGAAAAGGGUGAAUGUAAAGCUGUCAUGGCCAAAGGUAUACAAGAUCCAUGUUUCAAAGAAUUUAUUAGCGAAGAUGAAAAUAAAGAUACUUUUAUUGAAGUUAUUCUAAAAUUACUUUUUAAAAAUUUUUUAUCAUUUUCUAACUUGUUCUAUAAAUGUUUUGAACAUAUUUCGGUAAUGUUAAAAUUGUUAUUUUUGGUUUGA
Molecule: messenger RNA, 441 nt
Organism: Dictyostelium purpureum
Lineage: Eukaryota; Evosea; Eumycetozoa; Dictyosteliales; Dictyosteliaceae
Exons: 2
Coding region: 1-441 (146 amino acids)
Source: RefSeq, a predicted model, not a curated record